Molecule: messenger RNA, 1189 nt
Organism: Peromyscus leucopus (white-footed mouse)
Lineage: Eukaryota; Metazoa; Chordata; Mammalia; Rodentia; Cricetidae
Exons: 1
Coding region: 451-921 (156 amino acids)
Source: RefSeq, a predicted model, not a curated record
CCGUCCCGUCCCUUCGGUCCCACUGCGCCCAGGACUUCCCGCCUCUGCGAGCGAGCGGAGCUGUCCUCUCCAGGACCAGGCGGGGGCGGGGCUUCGGCCAGGCCGCCCCGCGCCGGCCCCACCGCCACCCCACUGCCGGAAGUGCCUCCCCGCUGGGACAUCUUUGACGUCACAGGGCUCUGAUGUCAACGGUCGCGUGCCUGCCCGCGCGCGCUGGGGCGGCGGAGGAGGAGGAGGAGGGGGAGGAGGUGAGAAGCAGCAGCGCCCCAGCCGCGGGCGACGGGACAUCCCCGCCCGGGCAGUGCGCCGGCACCUUGGCUCUAGACUGCUUACUGCCCGGGCCUCCCUCAGUAACAGUCUCCAGUCACGGCCACCGACGCCUGGCCCCGCCCCAGGACCGCCGACCCCGGGCCCCCUCCGCGCCUCCCUGCGCCGCUGUCCGCGGUGCUGAUGCAGCGCAGGAGCCUCCCUCGGGCCCGCCCGUCCCAGGUCCCCGCGGGCCGCGGUGGGCGCUGGUCCCGCACACGCUCUCGCACAGCCCUCGCCGCCCCCGCCGCCCGCGGUGCUGACGUCAGCCUGACGGUCCCGCCCCCGCGUCUCCAGGGCAACCGUGGCUUUCGAUUGUUACUGUGGGAACCGGAGGUAACAGUCUACAGCCAUGGUCGCCCCGCAGCACGCCCACGCUCCCCACCACGCCGAGUUCUGCCAGCCCUGGUUUGGGCAGAUGCAGAGCAAGAGGAGGCGGGGCGGCGACGCAACAUCCGAUGUGUCUGCGGGGGUGGCAGGAGGUGUGCUCAGAGAGGCGGCCUGCGAGGCUGCUGCGCAUCCACCCAGGCACAGAAGCAAGCGAGGUCCGCGGAGUGUCUGACCAUCCUUCUCAGUGACUGUCCAGUCUUUCCAGUCGAGGUAUCUGCUACCUAAUGGUGGCGAGGAAAUGGGUUGUUCUGGGAUUCUUAUCUCCUGGGGGUGGAGGACAGAAGGAUAGAAGACACACGUUGGCCUGCAAAGGUUAAAGGGAGUGGAGAGGGAAGUUUAUCACACCUUUCUUCCAGAAACCCCCAUGUGAGCAGGCAGAGGGCAGAGCAGAGAGGACAAAGAAUCCAUUUCCUGAUAGAGCUACAGCCUCUCUAUGACUCUGGCCCCCAACUUUCCCCUGAGCCACGGAAGAUGAUUAAAAGGGUCCUUGCCA